This is a messenger RNA of Penicillium paradoxum, 414 nucleotides long. RefSeq lists its product as uncharacterized. Lineage: Eukaryota; Fungi; Ascomycota; Eurotiomycetes; Eurotiales; Aspergillaceae. The record is from RefSeq and is a predicted model, not a curated record. The coding region runs from base 1 to 414 and encodes 137 amino acids. The transcript has a single exon.
AUGGCUCGACGCUCUUCCCACGGUACGUACACCGAGGAACGCACCUACUUCCUAACCACCCUCCACGCUCAGAUUGACAUUCUCAAGGACAACUACAAGGGAAACCGAGAGCAAGUUAUCAAGUCGCUAGGUCUCCUUCUUCGGCGUAUUGACAGCCUGCGAAUGGCAGCCCAGGCUCACUUCGUGAGUGAGAACCCUUCAUGGACCGACAAGUGUAAUCACCUCCACCAGAAGGUGGGCGGGUUCCGAGAUACCCUGGUCAAGGAUCCGAAGAGCACUCGCCGAAUUGCUACUGAUAUUGAGAGCAUGAUGAUUUUUCUGGAAUUUUGUAUCCCUUGGGAUCUUCAGUACCACAUUGGGUGCGAGGAUCGACGAGGCGACCGUAGUGGUGCCCCGUCGCCGGAGCCUCGUUGA